Aspergillus mulundensis is the source of this 1215-nucleotide messenger RNA. RefSeq lists its product as uncharacterized. NCBI's taxonomy places the organism in Eukaryota, Fungi, Ascomycota, Eurotiomycetes, Eurotiales, Aspergillaceae. The transcript has a single exon. The coding region runs from base 1 to 1215 and encodes 404 amino acids. The record is from RefSeq and is a predicted model, not a curated record.
AUGUCUACAACCAACUCUGUCUUCGACGCCAUCGGCCUCGACCUCCUGGGCAUCCCCCUCGCCGAGUCCUUCUUCCCCGACGUGGAGCCCCAAUAUUCCAUCCUCAGGGUAGGCGCUGGCCUAUCCCAGCCAGGCGACUCCACAGCCAGCACAGGAGGCAGCGUGCCAGGCGUCGCCCUCUUCAGCCCGAACGGCGAACGCGUCGGCUUCAAAGCCGGCAGCGCCGACGAGAUCAUCGAGGAAGGAAACUUCAAGGACAUCAAGAUCGCGCCCAUCAAGAGCCAGAACACCAUUAACAUAGAGUACAUGAGCGUCGUCGCAGGCGGCGACAACGCCCUCUGCAUCGCGUACCUGGCCCUCACCCCGCCGAGCAAGGACUACUGGGCGCUGUACGGCGACGUCCCCAAGAGCUGCGGCGCAGCCUGGUACCACUCGAACCUGCCGAUCCAGCUGGACGGCCAGCCGUACAAGCCCGCCUGUUUCUGGAUCGGGGCGCCCCGUGAGGACACGGGGCUGCCGACGAACAAUUUCCCCAUGGGCAUCGGGCUGCACACGAUCGACUUCGACAGCAACGAGGCCCUCCAGAUCCAGUACAACGAGCACCCGGAUACCCUGUGCAAGAGCAAGCCCCGACUGCACAUGUACGCGAUGCUCUCGGAGAUGAGCUGUCUGCCUAUCUUUGACCCGCCGCUGCCUCCCAGGAAUGGCGGGGGCGACGAGGAUUUCGGCGACUUGUUCACGCAGGGGGAGGCCAAGUGCGAGCCCAGCGCCAACGACAUCGAUCCCUUCCCUUGGGGCGACCAGCAGCAUCGUUUGCAGAAGUGGCAGCAGCAGGGGAAGGACUAUAAGCCCUCCUACGGGGUCAAGAGGCGUUCCGUUCUGUCUAGUAACGACAACAGCGAUAACUAUUGUACCCAUCCAGACGAGCUCAUUGAAAGUUCCUAUCCCGGUCACACUGCUUCGGAGCUCUGUCGUGACCCUAACGCCAAGGGGCCAGACUUCGUCUCGCAUGCUGAGGGGCUCAUGUGUGAUAUGUGUACGAGGACUUUGUGGCCUCUGUGCCGGGACGAGUUCGAGGAGGAUUGCUUUGACGUCGAGGCCAAGCAGCUUCGUCGACAGGGGCAGAUCGAUCAUGAGCAGUGGAACAUUACUGCGCAUACUAAGGUUGCAGUUGGGCAGGCCAGGGUGUAUAAGAAGACCACCAAGUGGGAUUGA